Messenger RNA from Daktulosphaira vitifoliae (grape phylloxera), 619 nucleotides. RefSeq names its product zinc finger BED domain-containing protein 5-like. The transcript has 2 exons. NCBI's taxonomy places the organism in Eukaryota, Metazoa, Arthropoda, Insecta, Hemiptera, Phylloxeridae. The record is from RefSeq and is a predicted model, not a curated record.
AUGAGAUCCCCAGAUUUGGUUACGACUAUUGAAGUCACCGAGAAAGAUAAAUGGUUUGGAAAAUGCCGUCAAUAUAAUACGACGUAUUUAAAGUUCGGAUUUAUUCCAUCGUCAUCCAACAUGCAGCUUCCAAUGUGUUUACUUUGUAACAAAGUGUUCUCCAAUGUGGCAAUGAAACCAUCUCGUUUGCAGGAAUAUUUGCAAAAAGUUUAUCCUGACAAACAGAAUAAAGAUUUGUCGUUUUUCACAAAUAUUAGGGACAAGUUUCAGAAGGCGCCAUCAGUCUCAGACUUAUUCGCAGGCUCAUCAAAACAAUGCGAUGAUGGUUUGAUUGCUUCUUACAAUAUAUCAAAAUUGAUUGCAAAAUCUGGAAAAACCCACACCAUAGGUGAAGAGUUAAUACUUCCAGCUGCCAAAGAAAUUUUAAAAACGGUUUUACACCAUUUAGCCACAUACAGUGUAAUCAAAAAUGUCCCAUUAAGCAAAGAUACUGUGUGACGGUGAAUUGAUGAAAUGGCGGAAGAUGUUGAAAUUUCAUUAUGUGAACUUCUAGUAUCUACCCAAUUUUCAUUUCAAAUCGACGAAUUAAUAUAUUGAUCUUUCAACUCUAGCGCGAGAA